CGGAUUCGUUUCUCGAGUGUAAUGGAUUUUUUGAGCGACUGGCCGAGAAUUGGAGAGAGAAAAAUUGCUUCGAGGGACGAGGAGGAUGCGCUGUCAAGUUUGAAAAAUAAGUACUAGACUCGGAAAUCUUCUGGAAGCCGAAACGAGAACGACCAAAGUUUCACUUUCUCUUCGACCGGAAAUCGACUGUACAAACAUCGUCCUGUCCCCAGGAAUCUUUUCCAUUGUCGCAAAUCGGCAGGCUGCCACUUAUUGAAAAGUCAAAGUCAAUAUCGCUCCUACAGUACCCCAUCGUGGUUCAUCUAGAGUGCAAAGUAAAACCUGUCAAGCUGCACCCUCCUGGUCGGAGCGUGCAAUUCGAGGUGGUGGUGGGAGAGAACAAAGAAAGACAGACAAGACAUACUCGACGGAGAGAAUUCUAUACCACUACUUUUGUUUUACAAAUACGGCCACUGCAUCACGAGGAUCGAUCUGCGUACUAGGCUCAGUUCUUGGGCUGGAAAAAUUCGUAGCUGGUUUUAGCUUGACCGUUUCUACUCAGCAUCCACAGAUCUCAUGACGGAUAUCGCAAGAAAAAACUGUCUCAGUCUCAAUUUGUACAGCGACUUUAUUCGCUUUUUACUAUAUUACAGUGCUUCUCCACCUUUGUCAUGCUGGACGCGCAAGAAAAGCAAGAAAGUCGCCCUUUGAUGCGAUUGGUUUGUCUUGAUGUUGAGACUCAGACAGUGUUUGCAUGCGAUAAGCGACACCGUCGGGUGGGGCCCGAAAAACAUCUUUACGCCGACUACACUCUGCGGCAAUUGGAGCGAGGACCGGUACUAGUGUUUAUAUGUUGGUUUUAUCACAUCUGGAUCUGAUUUCAUCUGUUCGAUUGCGUAUUCUGCAUCACAAGUAGAACUUGCAAGAAGGUCAUUGGCGUAUGCAUUUAGACGAAUAAACUCCACUAUCUGUAUCACCAAAAUUUAGGUGGGACAAGGAAUUCCAGGAGAAGCAGCGGUAUGCGAAGGUCUAUGCGUUACCAGGCCGAGGGUCGACCGGUUGGACAAAGACCUCAGACGCGAUCGGGGAGAACAUGAAAGAAGAAAUGAUCAAAAAGUAUACACCCUUAUUACUAGUUUGUCAUGCAGUUUUCUAGUAUGGUUAUGGUAAACAUAAUGCGAACGUACGAAAAAUCCACCCUCCUUGUCUGAAACAUUCAAAACGUACCAAACUAUUCAGGGUUACCGUGGUCCGGGAGAUUGACGUGCUGAAGUAUGCACAGCUGCUAUCGAACAGAAGAAGUAAAGUUCUUUUCUUUUCUCGCUUCAAAACAGCAUGUGAAAAAAUAAACGCCGUGUAUCUCUAUCUGUAUAUGUUGAUGCAUGACAAACAGCUCUCGUUCUGUCCCGUGUUACUUACACGAUCGACUGCAGGAGGCAGCUAAUAUACUGCUCAACAUUACUUAGAAGUGCGGCUACGACGAGAGGACUCUUACACUCACGACUUACGGUUGCAGUAGCGUCUAGCUCUUGUAUAAUUUUUCCUUUCUUGAUGUUGAUGAUGCUGCUGUUUGCCCCGUGGUUGCUUCGUUCGGCUUUUUUGCUAUCUUGAGCUGUGAAGAGGACUUUUUUCUUUUCCGCUCCAUAGCCUCCCCCAGAGGAUAUUGAGAGAAAAAAUCCCCCCUCCCCAUAUUGAAAAGGUAUGUUUCCAGAAAUUUGUGUUGCGGAUUUGAGGUCACAAAUCACAUCUGUCUUGCAAGAAAACAAGGGCAGAAGUUUCCGCCCCAUUAUGGAAGCGAUUUGUCAUGCUGUUAGCCCUAAAAGCGACCCGCUUGCCAUGCUGAACAACUAGACCCAUACGCCCCUACCUAGCCUGGGGAUCUCGCCGCGAUGCCUCUGCGCAAUACAAACCUGAUUUGUGUACACAAAUCCAGCAUCAGAAAUUCCGUUUUGAUAUGGGGAGGGGGGCUUUUUCCUUUCGAUAGAGGAGAUGUACAGCACACACAACCGGCGCGACUUCAACGACCCGAACGAAUAUCCAGUAUUAAAAGUGCCACUCCCGAGUGGAGCAGGUGGGAUGAAAAAUAACCGACUAAAGCUUUACUGUGUGUUAAGUAUCAUGAUCUACUCACAGGUUUUCAUUGAGUAAUUCACAUAGACGGGUGCUAUGACGAUCUGCAGUUGUUGACACGACGACGAAUUACGUUGUUCACGCUCUCUCAAAAGCAGUAUUAUCAUAGCUGAUUGAUUCAAUGACACCUGCUCGACUGAGAAGUAUUAAAAGUUUGGCUUCUAUAUCUUUCGCUACGUCCCGCCGGAGCGCGCGCGCGAGGACGCCUUCGACCCGGAGUGGCUCGCGGAGUACCGAAAAACCUGGUACAAAGUUCAAUGUUGAUUCUUCAUUGUAUGUCCUCUUCUCAUCAUGCAUGGUGCUAGAGACGCAGACGGGCUUUCUGACUGGAUCGGGCGGGCAUUGCAAAGUGUCGUAAAGCUACAUGAGAAAUCGCGAUGCUACUUGUCAUGCAGUAGUACUUGUAAUUGAAUUUCAAUUUGAAAAAUCAUCAGGACCCACGCCGAUGGUUGGCUGUACACGCGAAAGGAACAGUAUGCAAAACUGAAACUGUGGUGUGAGUUAGCGCGGCUUCUCAAUAAUUUGUGAUGCGUGCUGUGUAGUGGAAAAAGAAAAUUAGCAUACAGCGGAUGAUUAAUAAAACUCUCAACAUCAUGGUUCUUACUGCCGGAGUCAUGCAUGUUAACAUUGGUAUACGAACCGUCUACAUGAUUCGCAUGGCAAAUUGAUGACCCAUAAAGGUAAGCAGCCGUUCACUCGAUGCUUUGGUUCCAUACAAUCUUCAAAGGCCGUGCGUAAACCGACGAGGAUCAUUUUUGUACGCAUGCUGUUGCAGUGGAGCUACAGCUACCAGUCGAACAAACUUAAGUAGGGCACAGAAACCUCCAGGCUGCACCAAACUGACGUAGAUAAUAUGUCUUUCCCUCGAUAAUUGAUGUCUUCCCCUCGAGUUCUAUUAACGAUGGCCACAACUACCCAAAAUUGAUGAUGAAUAGUAAAGGAUAACUUUUCUUUCCGUUUUUCGAGCUUCCUGUUUGACAGCUAAGAAAUCUCCGCAGCCUCGGCGCAAGAACGUAUGAACUUCGAAUGUAGCUGUGAAUGUGAACUAAAAUUGAUGAAAUGAAUACAACAUAAUUUUUAUCUCCGAAAUAGGUGCAAGUGCAACUACUACAAGUCGACUUUUCAUCCCGGAUCGAGCAGAAUCAAGAACUUUUCUGAACUCGUUUAUGUAGAAGGCAAUUUGAUGCAGUACAGAAAUUUAAAGAAUAUCGAGAGCAGUUUAUUGCUGAAAAUGACAGGUGGAUUGAUGGAG
Messenger RNA from Amoebophrya sp. A120, 3361 nucleotides. Lineage: Eukaryota; Dinophyceae; Syndiniales; Amoebophryaceae. The record is from the annotation of a GenBank genome assembly.